Molecule: messenger RNA, 813 nt
Organism: Closterium sp. Naga37s-1
Lineage: Eukaryota; Viridiplantae; Streptophyta; Zygnematophyceae; Desmidiales; Closteriaceae
Source: the annotation of a GenBank genome assembly
AUGCCGCUUUCCCUCGUUAAUAGCACCUUGGCGCAGCCGGUCUGCGCCCUGAUUCAGCGACAACCAUGUGAACAACAGCUUGUUGCUUCAGCUAGAUUCACACUCGCAGGUCCCGUUGCGCGCCGAGCGCUCGCGGUGCGCGCUUCUCCGUCAGCGCCAGGCCACGCGGCGCCGUCGGAACAUGCGCCAACGGAGCCUGUGCCCGAUGCUGUCCCAAGGGAGGAGCAAGCUGCCAAGGAGGCCCGCGUUCGUGCGGAGGUUUCGCGCAGGAUUCGGCAGCUCGGGCGGGAAGGAAAUGCGUCGGCCGCUGUGGAGCUUUUCACUCAAAUGCAGGCGGACGGCAUAGCCCCAGACGCCAUGGCAGCGACGGCUCUCAUCGACUGCUGCGUGCGCUGCGGUGAGCUGGCACGUGCUGAGCGCACCUUCUUCAACCUCUUCAGCAAAGCCCCAGCCAGUACCACCAGCAGUCCCUCCAGCAGCAGCAGCGACAGCGACGUUGGAAGAACAGCUAAUCUGGUGCCGGACGCGGUGGCAGUGGGCGUGCUGCUGCGAGCAUACGGGCGCAAGAGCCCACCGCAGUGGGCCAAGAUUCAGCAGCUGCUGACGCGCAUGGAGCUCGACUUUGGCAUGCAGCCGUCCACUGCGAUUUUCAAUGAGCUUAUGGAUAUCUGUGCGAGGGACAAUGCGGUGGACCGCGGUGUGCAGCUGUUGGAUCGGAUGGCCGAGGCAGGCGUUGAGCCAGAUGCGUUCACGUUUGAGGCUGUGAAGCGCAGGCGAACGCUGCGGUCGCAUUUCAAAAAGCUUUUCUAUUAA